Messenger RNA from Tetranychus urticae (two-spotted spider mite), 1310 nucleotides. RefSeq lists its product as uncharacterized. The record is from RefSeq and is a predicted model, not a curated record. NCBI's taxonomy places the organism in Eukaryota, Metazoa, Arthropoda, Arachnida, Trombidiformes, Tetranychidae.
AAAAUAAAGCAAAGUGCGCAAACGCAGAAAUUUGAUUUGGGUCAGUUUAUGACUCUGAAACGUCUGAUCUCAUUUCCAAAAAACCAUCUGACUCCCUUGAUCUACCUUCCUGAUUUUAUUGUGAUUUAUUAAUUCCAACAAUGUCAGAGCCUAAUGAGCGUAUUUUCAACCUACAGAGUAGAUUUAAUGGUUAUCGUGAUCAUCAUGACCAAAGAAUGAAACGCCAUUUUGCUACAUUAGAUGCUCGUGUGGAUAAGUCAAGAAAAGAAGUAGUCUUACUACAGAAACAAAUUUCUAACAACAAUAAUAACUCUAAGGGCAAGUCACAACUACAUAAACAACAGCAGCAAAAACAACAAAAACAGCAACAGCAACAGCAGCAGCAACAACAACUACAACAACAGCAGCAACAACAACAGCAGCAGCAGCAGCAGCAACAACAACAACAACAACAGUCGCAGCAGCAAGAACAGCAACAUCAUCAAAUGCAACAACAACAAAUUCAACAUCUUCAACCACAACACAUGCCACAGCGAUUCCAGUACCAGAAUCAGCAUCAGCAACUUCAACAGCCCCAACAAAUGCAACAACAGAACCAGCCGAAUCAUCAACAGCUCUUAAAUAAUGUUCAAAACAAUAAUAUGUACAAUACUCAAGGAUUUCAGCAAGCUACGAACAAGCCCCUUCAGCCUCUUCAGCCUCUCCAGCCUCAUCAGCCUAUUCAAUCUCAUCAGCCUAUUCAAUCUCAUCAGUCUAUUCAAUCUCAUCAGCCUCAUCAACCCUUACAGUCUCAUCAACCCUUGCCGUCUCAUCCGCCUCAUCAGUCCAUGCAGCCUCAACAUCCGCAGUCACAAUAUCAGCGGCAGACACAAUUUCAACAAGUUCAACACCACAAUGUUCUUCAAAAUCACAUUCAACCUAAUCAAUCUCACCAAACUCACCAAACUCAACAAUCUCAUCAGUCUCAUCAAUCUCAUCAAUCCCAUCUAUCUCACCAAAAUCAACAGCUUCAUCCACAGACGCAGUACCAACGAUUUCCUUUGACGCAGUCCCAGCAACUACAUUAUCACAACUAUAACAAUUAUUAUUCUCAAGAAUUUAUAGAAUUGAAAGACGAGGAUCUUGCGUGUCUUGACAGUUUCCAGUAUUCAGCCGAGCUUCCACUGUCUGGACUAGCUCAAAAUCCUGAAACUGAAAUAUAUGCUGAUACUACAUUCGUCAAAAGUCUUCUUGACAGUUUUGAAUGACUCAAGCUCAGGACUAUAAAAUGUCAUAUGACUUAUCAAUAAAUUUAAAUUUUCUAUUUUCAA